GUAGCCUCGUUAAACGGACGCCCGCCGUCGUCCGUAUGGUUCGUUGGGAAAGCUCGUGGUCGAACCGCAUACUUGCAUUCCGACGGAGAAGAAUCCUGGAGGAGUAAGUGGAAUUCCGAACGAGGUUUGAAGAAUGCAUGCGCGAGCGUUGUGGCUGUUCCGUGUGCUGUCGGGAUACGCGCUGUUGCAAUCUGUGCGACCUGCUGACACCUGUGAUAGAGACCUGAGUGCUCUGACAAACGUUUGCAGUCGACGCAUCGUCGAUCUUUCCUACCCGUUCAAUAAUGAGACGCUGUAUUGGAAUGAAGACGACCGCUUUCGCCUCAACAUCACCACGAUUGAUGAUCCGUCCUUCGGUUGGUACCAGGCGGAUGUGCUGACGACAGCAACCCACGGCGGCACACACCUGGAUGCCCCCGUCCACUUUGACAAAAACGGCUGGACGGCUUCGCAGAUCCCGCUGUGGCGGCUAGUGGGCAUCCCCAUCGCUCUUAUCGACGUGAAAACAAAGGCGGCUAAUAAUUCCGACUACCAGCUCUCUAUCGGGGAUCUUCAACGGUGGGAGUCAAAGCAUGGGCCUCUGCCAAAUGACUCUCUCAUUGUCAUGCGCUCCGGAAGAGGAAGGCUAUGGCCCAACCGCACGCAGUACUUUGGCUUGGACGAAGACGGCAACCGCCACUAUCCUUCUAUUCGACCGCGCACCGCGCGCUGGCUGACGACGCAGCGCCGAAUCUACGGCGUGGGUCUCGAUACACCGUCGGUUGACCGAUCCAAUUCGUCCCGCACCCAUCGUAUACUUGCCGCGAAGAACAUGUACAACAUAGAGAACAUGGCCAACCUGAAUCGUGUCCCAGCCAGAGGCGCCACUGCACUCGUCAUGCCCAUGAAGAAUGAGGGCGCAAGUGGUGCUCCCGUCAGGGUUGCCGCUAUAUUGCCAUGAACUGAAAGAGAAGAAAAAAUAAAGGUUAUUUUUGUGCCAAG
Messenger RNA from Ornithodoros turicata, 981 nucleotides. Its product is annotated as isatin hydrolase-like. The record is from RefSeq and is a predicted model, not a curated record. NCBI's taxonomy places the organism in Eukaryota, Metazoa, Arthropoda, Arachnida, Ixodida, Argasidae. The transcript has 4 exons. The coding region runs from base 134 to 940 and encodes 268 amino acids. Gene Ontology annotation, molecular function: arylformamidase activity.